This is a messenger RNA of Hypanus sabinus (Atlantic stingray), 800 nucleotides long. RefSeq names its product transient receptor potential cation channel subfamily V member 5-like. Gene Ontology annotation, cellular component: membrane. Lineage: Eukaryota; Metazoa; Chordata; Chondrichthyes; Myliobatiformes; Dasyatidae. The record is from RefSeq and is a predicted model, not a curated record. Gene Ontology annotation, molecular function: calcium channel activity. The coding region runs from base 153 to 794 and encodes 213 amino acids. Gene Ontology annotation, biological process: calcium ion import across plasma membrane. The transcript is spliced from 4 exons.
GAAGGAGGGGGAGAGUGAACAGAGGGAAGGAGAGGGAGAAUCAUUUCCACUGGCUAGGUUCUGGAUUUGGGAUAGUGAAUCCUUGACUCCACACUCCAGGGGAACACGUCCUCUCCUUCGCCGCGUGCACUGGGAAUGCAGAGAUCAUCCGCAUGGUCAUCGAGAGCGGGGCUGACAUCAGGGCCGUCGACUCCAUGGGCAACACGGCCCUGCACGUCCUCGCUCUGCAGCCCAACAGGACCAUCGCCUGCCAGGUGUACGACCUCAUCGAGAGCUUGGAGGAGCCGGACGCCUCUCUGAGGGCCAGCCUCCUCCCCAACCUCGAGGGCCUCACGCCCAUCAAGCUGGCCGCUGUCGAGGGCAACAUUGUGAUGUUCCAGCACCUGAUGAACAAGCGGAGGCUGACGCAGUGGACCUUCGGUCCGGUCUCCAACUGCCUCUACGAUCUGUCCGGGAUCGACUCCUGGGGAGAGGACUACUCCGUCCUGGAGCUGGUGGUGGCCAGCAAGAGGACAGAGGCUCUCUCCAUCCUGGAACUGCCUCCCCUCAAGCAGCUGAUCUCCCUCAAGUGGAACCGCUACGGCAAGUUCUACUUCUGGCUGCUGACCCUGCUGUACCUGGCCUACAUCAUCACCUUCACCCUCUGUUGUACCUACCGUCCCCUCAAACCGCGCACCAGCAACGUCACCGACCCCCGGGACACCACCGUCUUCGUGCAGAGAACGCUCCAGGUCGAAACCUCGCGUGCGUCUCCCAGUGUGAAUGUGUGUCAGAGUGUGAGUGUGUGGGAUUAGAAACAU